AAUCACAUGGCUAAAGAAUAGAUUCUGAGUCAAAAUUUCUGACCCGUUUUGUAUUCUUUGGUUCUGCUUAUUACAGAACAAUUUUUCUUAUAACAAUUGAUAUUUUACGAAAAGUAGUAUUCAAUUUAAUUAUAAUUCAAAAAUGGAAAGGUGGAUUAAUGAUAGCCUAUCUCAACUAUUAGAUUUUCCUGUUCCAGAUGAUUUAACACAAUAUAUCCUUCAAAUUCAAGAUGAAAGAGAUUUAGAUGAUUAUUUGAAAACUCUAUUAAAUUUUGAAAAUCAUAAACAUCGAAACUUUGUUACAGAACUUAAGAGAAGAAAAGCAUCCGAAAAUGUUCUACUUGGAUAUAAAAAAGUCGAUGAUAAUCAGCCUAUUAUCUCCAAACAAACUGACAAAAAGAAAAAUAAAACAAGCAAAGAUAAAGAAGAUCAUCAAGAGGCUUCCAAGGAAAAAGGGAAAAAAAAAUCCAAAUUUGUAAAUAUUUUCAGUGAUGAUGGAAAAGAUAAACUCACUAUUUUCUUAAAAAGUAGAAUGAAAUGUGACUGUGAAGCUAAAACGCAUUCUUUGAUAAACAAUUGUCUCAACUGUGGUAAAAUCGUUUGUGCUCAAGAAGGAUCAGGACCUUGUUUCUUUUGUGGUGAGCUAGUUUGUACUCCAGAUCAACAAUCAGUAUUAGCCAUGAAUACUAAACAAUCAGACAAUUUAUAUAAUAAAUUAAUGGAUCUGAAAAUAACUGGAGAUCAACAAAUCGCACUUUCUCAACGUGAUAAACUUCUAGAAUUUGAUCGUAAUAGCACUAAACGAACACAAGUCAUUGAUGAUGAAUGUGAUUACUAUCAAUCAUCUGAUAGUAUGUGGUUGUCGGCAAAAGAACGAGAAACUUUGAAGAAGCGUGAAGAAGAAAUAUGGAAUAAAAAGCAUGAAUCUCGACUAUCCAAAAAAGUUACUCUUGAUUUUUAUGGAAGACAAGUUAUUGAAGAACCAGAAGACUUUUCUAGUUAUUCUUUUGAUGAAAAUCAAGAAGAUUCUUCAAUUCCAUAUGACAAUGAUAUGAGUUUAAUUUGUCCCACUGUUGAAUUUAAACGACCUCAAUACAUUGAAACGGAAAAGUCUACAAUGUUAGAAACUCAAAAUCUAUUAAACUGUUCCAUGAACAAUUUUCGAGUUCAAGAUAAACAACUUUUAGAAAUGAGCGAUGAUGGAUGUUGUCUAAGUAUGCACCAACCAUACGCUUCGCUUUUAGUCGCAGGAAUCAAAAAACAUGAAGGAAGAACUUGGUAUUCUGCUCAUCGAGGAAGACUUUGGAUUCAUGCAGCAGCAAAACAGCCAUCUCCUGAAGAAAUAACUACUAUUCAAAGUUUUUACAAAAAUUUACUUGGAGAUGACAUAAAGUUUCCAAAACAAUAUUCGACGGGAUGCCUAUUAGGAUGCGUUACUGUAACAGAUGUUAUAGCUCAAGAUGAAUAUAGGAUAAUGUAUCCAGAUGGAGAAUCCGAAAGUCCUUAUGUGUUUAUAUGUGAAGAUUUUCGAGAGUUAAAAAUAAAAUUUCCCAUGCAAGGAAAGCACAAAAUUUAUAAACUUGAUAAAGCAAUCCAUAAAGCAGCACUUAAGUGCCUAAGAUAAUAAUGUAUUCGAUUUAAUAAAAUAAAUUAUUAAAUAUUA
Molecule: messenger RNA, 1663 nt
Organism: Chelonus insularis
Lineage: Eukaryota; Metazoa; Arthropoda; Insecta; Hymenoptera; Braconidae
Product: activating signal cointegrator 1
Exons: 9
Coding region: 143-1624 (493 amino acids)
Biological process (GO): positive regulation of DNA-templated transcription
Cellular component (GO): nucleus
Molecular function (GO): transcription coactivator activity; zinc ion binding
Source: RefSeq, a predicted model, not a curated record